Dreissena polymorpha is the source of this 1129-nucleotide messenger RNA. RefSeq lists its product as uncharacterized. The transcript is spliced from 6 exons. NCBI's taxonomy places the organism in Eukaryota, Metazoa, Mollusca, Bivalvia, Myida, Dreissenidae. The record is from RefSeq and is a predicted model, not a curated record. Bases 160 to 753 code for a protein of 197 amino acids.
UUGUAUACAGUCAAAAAUGGUCAUGUUGUACAAAAUAUUAUGAAAUUAUUAAUUUAAUAUUUGUUUAAAUUGAUGCAAGUUUAUUUAAACGUGUCCUGUCGCUGCAUUGUCCCUUGAAUAACUGAAUUAACUAUAUCAAUAAACAUAACAUACAUAAUAAUGAAAUUACAAAAUAUGACAAUUUAUAUAAAUAAAUGUAUACUAAAGGUGAAAAAGGCCAUACGUGAGUUCACCGAUGAAAAAAAAAGCUUGACCCAGACAGGGGAUGGUCCACCUCUUCCAGAAAUGUCUGUAACAAGCCAGGGGAUAGUGGACAUGAUGUCUGGCCUAGCCUCCUUUAGUGGAAUACCUGGGGCUUCAAAUUGUAAGAGCUGCAUUUCUGCUCCAACUUCAACUUCAGUUCCAGUAGAAGACAGCCAUGUGCAGAUCAUUUUGUGGGAAGGUACUCCGAGUACAACAGUUACUGCUGUCCAUAAAGGAGGUUUGCCACAAACUCCUGUUGUGAAGAUUGCAGACGAAGCUCCAGCUCAAGAAAACUGCAAUGCAGGUUAUGGGUCCGAAGUUGACGCUCCAGCACCAGAACCUGAGCGGAAGAAGUUUCGACCUGGAAACAUAUCAAAAGAAACACCAACAACUUUAAAAGAACUACAAAUGCGGUAUUACCGAAAAUGCAUAGAGGUACAAGAGGCACAACUUGAGUGUUGGACAAAGUGUUCUCGUCUGGCAGAGGUAAUGCUGCAGAAGAUGCCUUAGAUGCUUGGGGGACUAAGACGUGUUUUUUGUUGUGUUAAAUUUGCCAAUGUUAAUAUGUUGUACACUAUUUAAAUACAUACAAUCUGAUUGUUUUUAUGUUUCUCUGCAAUGCUGCAGAAGAUGGCUUAAAUGCUUGGGGGACUAAGACGUGUUUUGUUGUAUUUAAAUUUGCCAAUGUUAAAAUGGUGUACACUAUUUAAAUACAUACAAUCUGAUUGUUUUUAUGUUUGUUCUAACUCAUAACUACUUACCUCAUAUAAAGUAUGUGCGUGUGAUAUGCGCUCUCACGCCGCGUCCGUCCAUCUGUCCAUGAAACUGUUCAGGCGGUGGCUGCUCGUCGAGAACGGCAUCGGGGACAUCUGGCUCCUUCCACAGA